ACAGCCGGAGCGGGCGCGGAAGGGCGAGGAGCUGACGGAUGAGGAGAAGGAGAUCAUCAACCGCGUGAUCGCCCGCGCCGAGAAGAUGGAGGAGAUGGAGCAGGAGCGCAUCGGGCGCCUCAUGACCCGCCUGGAGGACAUGCGCCGCAGCGUGGCCGGCGACGGCGUGAGCCGCUGCAUCCUCUGCGGGGAGCAGCUGGGGCUGCGGGGCUCGGCCAGCGUCGUCUGCGAGGACUGCAAGAAGAACGUGUGCACCAAGUGCGGCGUGCAGAGCACCAACAGCCGGCCCGGCUCCAUCUGGCUGUGCAAGAUCUGCAGCGAGCAGCGGGAGGUCUGGAAGCGCUCGGGCGCCUGGUUCUUCAAGGGCCUGCCCAAGCACGUGCUGCCGCAGCCCAUGCCCRUGAGCAGGAGCAAGGCGGGGACGGGCGGCGAGCCCGGCCUGGCUGAGCCGCAGCCCAAGCCCGCGGCCCGCGCGCCCGCACCAGGCCAGGCCGGCGCCGGGCCCCCGGCUGAGCCGGACUCCUACGGCCUGCGGCGGGCCGACUCCGUCCAAGCGCCGCGGCCGCCGCCGUUGGCCACCCCUGCUCCCGCUCCCGCCAUGGUGGCGCCCGCAGCGGCGCCCGCCGCCCCGCCGCGGCAGCCGCCCGCCGAGGCCGACGAGGAGGAGGACGCCAACAGCUACGACUCGGACGAAGGCACUACGUUGGGAGCCCUGGAGUUCAGCCUGCUGUAUGAGCAGGAAAACAGCUCUCUGCUCUGCACGCUCAUCAAAGCCAAAGGCUUGAAACCAAUGGAUUCAAAUGGCCUGGCUGAUCCCUACGUAAAACUACACCUCUUGCCUGGAGCCAGUAAGUCAAAUAAAUUGAGAACGAAGACUCUGCGCAAUACCCGUAACCCUGUGUGGAACGAGACCCUGGUGUAUCACGGCAUCACGGACGAGGACAUGCAAAGGAAAACGCUCAGGAUCUCUGUGUGUGAUGAAGACAAAUUUGGCCACAACGAGUUUAUUGGCGAAACUAGAGUUUCCCUGAAAAAACUGAAACCCAAUCAGAAAAAGAACUUCAACAUCUGCUUGGAGAGAGUAAUACCAAUGAAGCGUGCUGGAACGACCGGCUCUUCUCGUGGGAUGGCGCUGUAUGAAGAGGAGGUCGAUCGCGGCGGGGACGUGGAAGAACGUGGCAAGAUCCUUGUGUCCCUCAUGUACAGCACCCAGCAGGGCGGCUUGAUUGUAGGCAUCGUGCGCUGCGUGCACUUGGCAGCCAUGGACGCCAACGGCUACUCGGACCCUUUUGUUAAGCUUUGGCUGAAACCUGACAUGGGAAAAAAGGCCAAGCAUAAGACACAGAUUAAAAAGAAAACAUUGAAUCCUGAGUUCAAUGAGGAGUUCUUCUAUGACAUAAAACACAGCGAUCUGGCCAAGAAGUCGCUGGACAUAUCUGUCUGGGAUUACGACAUUGGAAAAUCUAAUGAUUACAUUGGCGGCUGUCAGCUUGGCAUCACGGCUAAGGGCGAGCGCUUGAAACACUGGUACGAAUGUUUGAAGAACAAGGACAAGAAGAUCGAACGCUGGCACACCCUCCAAAACGAGAACCACGUAGCCAGUGAUUAAAGGGAGACGCUGCCCCAGCCUCCCCAACAGGCACAUCCUCUGCCAGUUCCCUGUAGAUUCCUGAUGUCCGUCUUCCAGUGCAGUCAUGCCUAGUGCUCCCACCUUUGAUCCCAAGGCAGCAAUGCUGUUCUGUCUCCUCUCCAGACAUCCUGUGCCCACCUCCAAGUGAAACCGAACCUAGAUCGAUCUUUUAUAUUCACCUCCCCUUCUUGUUUCUUUUCUUUUCGUCCCCCCACCCCUUCACUGAAUUACCCUGCUGUGCUCUUUUGCCGAGCAGUAGUUUCCUUUGUCUCUUUCUCCGUAGUCUCACACAGGUCGCAAUGGCAUUGCCUGUCUGUUGUGUGUGUGAUGGUACGUGUUCUCCAGCCCUCGCUCACGUGGCUCAUCCCAUCAUCACCAGCUCAUUGCUCUUUUAACUUUUGGUGGAUGCACGGUCAGCAGACCUUCUGUGUUCCCAUUUUAGCAUGGCAGGGGUGAAUGUUGAUGUCGGAGCAUUGAACAGUUCUGUUUGAUAUCGAUACCUCAGUUGCAAUAAUGAAAAAGCUGGUUAGCUUUGAUGUGGGUCAUAAACAUAACUUGGUAUCUGCAUUGUCAUGAGUAGGCUAACGCCUGUGUCACAGAUGUAAUCCUGCAAGUGCUGCUUUGGCUUUUUUUCUAAUCUGCUACAUUUGAGCAGUGUUGUAGUACCCGCUUUUGAGUUUCUGMUGAGAAGAUCCACUGUUGAUACAGCAUUCACAUAGAAAACUGCCAAUAGGGAGCCACGCUGCGUGCUUGCAGAGGAACCAGAGGUUUGUGUUGGCUCACACUUGUGUCUGGUUGCAGUUCCUUUUAGAUCUAGGAACAUGUCCACUCCGUUUAUAUAGGAACACACCCAUAUUUAAAGCUUGUGACUACCUCCACUUCAUAGCUGCGUAGUAGUGCAUAGAUGAACUUUGAGGGCAGUUUUUUAGGCCCUCUUGAGACCAUAUUUUCUGUUGCUGUCUGUGGUCAGUUUAUUGUACCACAUGCAUGAGAGGUGCUGAUGGAGAAGAUAUUUCCCAGCAACUAGUUGAUAUGUUCAAGGAUUAUUGCUUUAAAAUACUACAGAUAAUGAAAUUAGCUCGUUAGAGGUCUUCCAACACUGUUUCGUUUUUGUUUUGGCAAGUCUGCACAAGAACCACUGUCUUCAACCUGUGCUUUAUUUAUUGUCUGGAGGUGUUUUAUUUGCUAUCGAUAAAAGGAGAAGCCGAGAAGCUCUCAAACCAAUAUUGAUCUUUUUUAGUACCUUCCUGAUUCAUCCGUUGUCUCUGGACCACCUCAAGCGUAGCAAUGUCAAUAUUAGCACAAUAAGCACUACUGGAAUAUAUUGUGGGUCAGCUGCAAAUCGAGCAUGUUGUGUGAAAUCCAAACCCCGAGCCCCUUUGGUUCACGCUCUUGUCCCCUGACUUCUCUUGCAGCUCGCUGCUCUAGUCUCUGCUGGUGUGGUGUUGUGUGGUGUGUCCUGGAUUCAGCUGUACUCAGAGUGGGGUUUAGAGACUUUUUUUUCGUUUUGAUGGUUUCCAAUAUUUUCCUAUUCUUGUUCUCUCCCCUGCUGCCUCCCAGCAGAAUUCACUCUACUUAUUUGCAAUGAACAGCUUUACAGGGCGGCAGUGGCUGCAGCUAGAGGGGGCUUUGUACCGCAUGGAGGUUUGCAGCGAGCUCUCCCGUAGCAGGUACCACCGCGCGCUCUUCUGCUCAGCAUCCUUUGCCUGGCACUUCUCCGGCUGUGCCUUGCCCGUACCUUGCCCAACUCUCCACAAGGAGACAGCCUUGGACCGCCAACGCAGAGAGAAAUCCCGAAUGUGCUCCCAGCAUCCUCCCAGCCCGAGCUAGSGCGGCUCUUCAUCCCAAACUGCUCCUCCUUACUGCAGCAUGUCCAGCUAGCUGCUUAUUUAAGAAACAUGGGAUGGUUACAGAAAGCAGCUUAGGACCUCAUGCCCCUAAAGCCACAAAAAGAUGCUUUCUAAGAUGGUCUUAUCUUCCUUUUGUGUGGUUCUUGCCUUGGCGCUACCAAGUGUGGCAUCCUGAAGGCCCRGAGCUGGUGUGUCCAUGCAGCGGGCUGUGCAGAGCGCCGGGUGAAGCCRGCCCGGUUCUUCGGGACCAUCUGCCGCACGCGUGGGCUGCUGCCUCGAGCUGACAGUCCAGCAGCUUGCAGGAUGCGUUGUUGCGGGAUGCGGCCGCACUCCGUUUGAGCAUGGUGAGCCCGGCCCAGACCUUUGCACGCUGCUUUCCUGGGUGCCGUUCGGACACGACACACUUCCAAGCUGUGACGGGGAGAUGUUUGACUGGCAACGAAAUUACCUUUUUUUUUUUCUUAAGCAUUUUUUCCCAUUGUUCCCCCACGCUAAGCCUCCUUUAUGUGUGCAGAAUGAUUAAUUUAAGGUUGCCUUUACCUGGGUAGCUUCUUCCCCUGUCCCGCACAACAUAUUCUGCUCAGUCUGCUUCCCUUGCAGCAAAAUUGUUCUAGGGUCAUCUAUUUGCACCCAURAAAAUUAAAAAGUACCACUUAGCUCUCCCUCUAUUGUGUAAAUCACAGUCCUCGUCUCCAUUUGCCACGUUCUUCUGAGUUUUUCUGAUGGUAAUUUCUGCCCUGAACAACUUCC
This is a messenger RNA of Nothoprocta perdicaria, 4230 nucleotides long. RefSeq names its product rabphilin 3A (gene RPH3A). Gene Ontology annotation, biological process: intracellular protein transport. The transcript has 16 exons. Gene Ontology annotation, cellular component: membrane. Bases 86 to 1609 code for a protein of 507 amino acids. The record is from RefSeq and is a predicted model, not a curated record. Gene Ontology annotation, molecular function: small GTPase binding. Lineage: Eukaryota; Metazoa; Chordata; Aves; Tinamiformes; Tinamidae.